This is a messenger RNA of Osmia bicornis bicornis, 4272 nucleotides long. RefSeq names its product synaptic vesicular amine transporter (gene Vmat). The record is from RefSeq and is a predicted model, not a curated record. The transcript has 12 exons. Lineage: Eukaryota; Metazoa; Arthropoda; Insecta; Hymenoptera; Megachilidae. Gene Ontology annotation, cellular component: terminal bouton; synaptic vesicle membrane. Bases 658 to 2214 code for a protein of 518 amino acids. Gene Ontology annotation, biological process: aminergic neurotransmitter loading into synaptic vesicle; transmembrane transport. Gene Ontology annotation, molecular function: serotonin:sodium:chloride symporter activity.
AAGCAACAGUUUGCCUUUUAAUCGCGUCUCUUGUACGGUGCUCUUUCCUCCUCUCUCUCUCUCGUUCGUUCGCUCGAAUCGAUGGAUUCGAAGCGGAACGAACGAAACGCGUACCUAUCUGUAAGGUCGACAAAGUUUCGAGAGGCGUGUAAUUGUUGCCGAGCGAAAUCUAGUUAGCGAUCCACUUUGAGGGAAGUCGAGUACGCUCGCGAGAUUCGUCGCGAUUAAUAGCGUUGAUUCGCGAGCGACUUCGAGUCGCGUUAAAGUUGUCCGAAAGAUACGAUCGAGCUAUUCACUCGGCGAAACACUCGUACCGUUCCGGUUGUUCGGUCUGGCAGCGCUGCUAAUUGCUUUUCAAAGUGAAAACUAAGUUUACCAGCGAUCGUGAAUCGUUGCGUCUCUCGUCUCGUGUCGCAUCUUGUCUCUGGAACGCGAUUCACCGACGAACUUUCGACGCGUUGUAACUGCUUGUCUCGCGCGAAACGCGUUAUUACGAUACUUUUAAAGAGGCAACAAGACGGAUCGGUCGACGACGAAAGGUUGUUCGAGGCGAGCCGAGUCCGCGGGAGCGGUCAAGGCACGGCCGAAAGAUAAAUCGGCGGCUGACGAUCGUCGAACGGAAGAGGAAGAAGACGAUUCGUGAAUCUUCAGACGAGAAUGAGCAGCGGAGAAUGGAACGGUUGGUUGCAACGAUGCCGAGAAUCGCGAAAAUUGGUUCUCGUGAUCGUCGCGAUCGCUUUGCUUCUGGACAAUAUGCUUCUGACCACGGUUGUGCCCAUCAUCCCGGAAUUUCUGUACGACAUCAAGCAUCCUAACUCAACGCUGAGCCAACACCUAGAAGGCAAUGGCCCCGUACGAACGACGCUGGGAAUCGUUCAGCCUACGAGCAAGAUCGCCUCUACUACAACUUCCAGCCUAAUUACCAACCCAAACGGUGCUGGCUCUUCGAACAAUACGAUCGAUUCUCAAACCGAGUUUCUCCAUGCGACCAUCCCUCCUUGCAUGGGCAUGACUGAAAGCACGGACGUUGGGGCGAGUUUGUCGGAGAUAGAAGAAAAGAAGCAACGACAUCGCGAGUUACUACAGGAGACGGUCGCCGUUGGCAUAAUGUUCGCUUCGAAAGCUUUCGUUCAAUUGCUGGCUAAUCCGAUUGUCGGUCCUCUCACCCACAAAAUCGGCUACAGCAUACCCAUGUUCACCGGUUUCAUCAUCAUGUUUCUUUCUACGCUGAUAUUCGCGUUCGGACGAAGCUACGGUAUCCUUUUCUUGGCGAGAGCGUUGCAAGGAAUCGGUUCCUCUUGUUCGAGCGUAUCAGGUAUGGGUAUGUUGGCCGAGAGGUACCAAGACGACAAGGAACGGGGUAACGCGAUGGGAAUCGCUCUGGGUGGUUUGGCCCUUGGCGUCCUCAUCGGUCCACCAUUUGGCGGUGUCAUGUACGAAUUCGUUGGAAAAUCUGCUCCGUUCUUGGUUCUUUCCGCGUUAGCCCUUGGCGAUGGACUUUUACAGCUUAUGGUACUUCAACCGUCCAUCGUGUACACCGAGGCUGAACCGCCGUCUCUGAAGAGUUUAAUCACCGACCCUUAUAUCCUCAUAGCCGCUGGCGCUAUCACGUUCGCCAACAUGGGUAUCGCUAUGUUGGAGCCUAGUCUUCCGAUUUGGAUGAUGGACACGAUGGGUGCGAGCAGAUGGAAACAAGGUGCCACCUUUUUACCAGCUAGCAUCAGCUACUUGAUCGGUACUAAUCUUUUCGGACCGCUUGGACACAGAAUGGGCAGAUGGUUAGCUUCCCUGAUCGGAUUGGUCGUUAUUGGUAUCUGUUUGAUGUGCAUACCGUUGGCUAAAAGUAUCGAUCAUCUGAUCGUGCCCAACGCCGGCUUGGGAUUCGCAAUUGGCAUGGUGGACAGUUCGAUGAUGCCCGAAUUGGGAUAUUUGGUAGACAUUAGACAUACCGCUGUAUACGGAAGCGUUUACGCUAUCGGAGAUGUCGCCUUCUGUUUAGGUUUCGCCGUGGGACCUGCAUUGAGCGGCACGCUAGUCAACACUAUCGGUUUCGAGUGGAUGUUAUUUGGAAUCGCGAUUCUAAACUUUCUUUACGCCCCGCUAAUGUACUUUUUGAGAGCACCACCGACCAAAGAGGAGAAAAAGUCAUUGAUCAUUGGCGAAAAAUCGUCUGUGCGCUACGUAACGUACCAGAAUGAAGAGGAUGAACAAUAAUGGCACGGCGGUUUCUAAACUUUUCUUUUCCCGCGUUCUGGAGAUGCAGCAGCAACGAGUUGAAUACAGUACACGAAACAUUAUUAUUUACUUUCUAAUCUAACGUUUAUUGUACAUAAAGGUAGAGUAAAUCGUAAGAAUAAGUGUGUGCGUUCAAGAGAAUCGUACACGUGAACAGCGUGUUACCAAACAAAUAUGCAGGAAGUUUCCGAUUUGGUGGCAUAACCGAAGAGUUAGCGAAUUUGCACGAAAAAGUAAGUCAAAAUGUAGAAUGACAUGUUUUUCCUACGAAGCUUUGUUUCUAAAUAAAUUCAUGUUGAAAAUUCAUCGAAAAUUCUGUAUUUAAAAAUUGCGGCAACAAGUUGUGCUAUCUACUGUUUGGUGCAUCUAAAACGCAAAAAUCACAUCGUUUGCUGUUCUCGUCGUUGAAACCAGACAACGCCACGAGUUUAUGGCGGUUUUUUUUAAAAAUAAGUAUUGAAAUUUCGAUGAAUUUUCAGCUUAUUCUUUUAUGUAGAUUUACUCGCUCUACUGUUGUGCCACUAUGUUGGAAACACCUAGUAUAUCUACGUCGAUUGAUCGAGGCACCGAUGGAUAAGGAUACAUCGAUACGCGCUCGUUGGUUCGCGAAUCGCGAAAAGUUUUUAGCGCUUCGAGGCCGUCAAAUUGAAUUUAAAUGAAAAAUUUUUCACGGAGAACCGCCUACUUUGGAUUCCCUGAAUGGCUGCAGGGAAACCGUGCCACGGCGAUUAGGCACGAUGAAGAGUUUUCCGAAUAUUUGCAAAUCUAAUCGGCAUAUAGGAUGUUCCACUUGUAGGUAAUCGCGGAUAUAAUUACCGAAUAAAGCGUCUCGAGUGUCGAAGAUUCUCGCGACUUUGCUUUUCACGAGCAACGAUGAGAAACCAAGAAAUCCUGAUAAUAAUAAUUAAACCCGAGUUGUUUCUAAUUCACGAACGAUCAAACGUUCUCUUGUGAAACGAAACGAACAGUAGUAACGCGGAAACUUGAAGAAAAGAAGCGUCGAACCGUUCGACGAAUUUGCAAAUUACAAGAUAAACUAUAUGCGAAUUCGCGGCGGAAAACUCAAGCACGUAUCCUUCCCUCGUUUUCCCAUCGAUAUAAAUCCGUUCUCUCGUUCUUCGUUCGCGUUCUAUCUUUCGGAUUAGCUCUUUCAAAUGCAUAUUAUAGAUCGUAAGGGCGUUACGCCUCGUUUCUUCUAGCGAUAGUAGUUCGAAAUGGUGUUAGUAUAAUAUUUACGUAGAGUAGUAACGUUUACGAACAUUAUAUCUUAAAAGUUUAUCGAUAAUCGUGUGUUUGUUGUUCUGGUCGAGAAACGACGACCGUUUGUACGUUUAGGUCCUAAGCUACACCAUGGAUGUAGGCGAAUCUUUCAAGAAACGCAUAGAUAACGUUGUUAAUUUAUUGAUCGUUAACGGGCCUUGUUCAGGUCUAUUUAAUAUAUUCAAACAAGUAUAGAGUAUAAUGUUGAUGCUUAGCGAUUAAGCAAAAUCGUUAGGAGUUGUUAAGAGUUUUCGUGGUACGUUUGACUCUGUAACGUUGUUAGGCGAUUGAAACGCGUGCGUAGAACGAUAUUGUAACAAAGAGUUAACUGGUGCAGAAAUAGAACAGGCUUCCACUGCGAAUUCGAUGAAUCCUCGAGGCUGCGUUGCUCACGCACCUACUCCCGGUAAGAAACGCGAGUCAAUUCGAUUUGCGAAUUCUUAGCGAACGUUCGACGCUGCCGCGGAUGUACGAUUAAGGAAAACCAGGAGGGGCAUGCUGUUCGCGAAAAUAGAGAUCGAGAUAUCGAAUGAUUUUUCAGAAUCCAACCCGAUCAGAGAAUCAACCUCUAUCGAGUUAAAAAAUAUAAAGAGCUUAGGAAUCGUAAGGAUCGGAUCGAGAAACGGGUGAAUCGACGUCGUUGUAUCUACAUAGCCGGUACAUGUAUUAUCCGUAUUCAACGUAUUUAAGGGCUCCUUUAGUUUCCUGUAAAUAUAGUAAAAGUAUGUGUAUGUCUCUAGAAAGCAAUUAUAGCAAUCUGUAGGUGCAUCUAUGAAA